Spirometra erinaceieuropaei is the source of this 616-nucleotide messenger RNA. The record is from the annotation of a GenBank genome assembly. Lineage: Eukaryota; Metazoa; Platyhelminthes; Cestoda; Diphyllobothriidea; Diphyllobothriidae.
UGCCGGACUGCUUUAGCUGCAAUUACCGCCCAAAUGAAUGCAGUGACGUUCCGAGGAAACAAAGUAAAUUCGGCGUAUGCACUGGCUGCAUUCCUGCCUUUCAAAGUCCGUCCGAAGUGGACAACCAGCCAGACCAAGCAGGUUUCCCAUUAGCUGACGGCUACUUCGGUUUAAAUGUCAGACUGUGGCCCGUGAUAACUCCGUUAAUCAUGAAUAAUAAACAAGGCGGUCCCUCUAUUGGCUGGCUAUUUAAGUAUCUGAAGGGGCAAAGUUGAGUUAAUCGAUUGUAAGUGGGUGUACUCCAUCUUCCUCCUUCGUUUAGGUCCCCUCGGUGGAGAUAGUAACAGCCCGAUGUAUUUACUACUACUACUACUACUACUACUACUACUACUACUACUACUACUACUACUACUACUACUACUACUACUACUACUACUACUACUACUACUACUACUACUACUACUACUACUACUACUACUACUACUACUACUACUACUACUACUACUACUACUACUGCUACUACUACUACUACUACUACUACUACUACUACUACUACUACUACUACUACCACACCACCACUACUACAACUACUAAUAAUAAUAAUAAUUUUUAUUAA